Molecule: messenger RNA, 2941 nt
Organism: Striga asiatica
Lineage: Eukaryota; Viridiplantae; Streptophyta; Magnoliopsida; Lamiales; Orobanchaceae
Source: the annotation of a GenBank genome assembly
UCUGAGUAGGCAUCUACUCAUCUGAACUGAAUCGGUGUCAUCAUCCAACAAUAGUGGGGAGCUCACACUUUCCCGCCGAAAGACGCGGUCGUCCCUACAAACCCCUGAAAAUGCAUAUUCUUCAGGCUUCAAAUACAGCUGCUCUAUAAAUAUACGCACAUCCUUCAGGCUUCAAGUACCCCCACAAACAGCACACUGUACCCCCACCAAAAGUUAGUCAAUCUCGGCGUUUCAAUCCGGUAAUGGCCGGCCGCACCAUCCACCGCCCAAAACACCUCCUGCGCAGCCUCCCCCUCCUCUCCCGCCGCCCCAAUUCCACCGCCUCGCCCUUUUUCACCCCCGCCGGCCACCAGCUGAACGUCGCCGAGACGGCCCCCUACCCGAAGCCCACCAAGCCGGCUCCAGCCGCCGGGACACCCGUCAACCUCGACGAUGCGAAGGAGCUGUUCUCGUCCGUCUCGACCGGGAAGCUGAUCAAGUCGAUCGUGACCCUCCAAGCGGCGUCGAUGAAGGGCGUGGUCGAGCUGGGGUCGACGGUCGUGAAUUCGCGGCUGAUGAAGAGCCCGAUCUCGAGGAAGAUGCUGCUGGAGUCGAUCGAGCACACGUUCUACGAUCAUUUCUGCGGGGGGAAGGAUUUGGGGGAGGCGGAUCGGAUCGUGAAGAGACUCUGGGAUUCGGGGCUCAUGGCUAUGCUGGAUUACGGGCUGGAGCACGCGACUGAUAACGGGGCGUGCGAUCGAAAUUUGGAUGAGUUUGUUCAGACGAUUGAGUCAGCUAAACAUUUGGGAGCUUCCCCUCAAUGCCUUUUUUUGGCAAGUCAUGGCUUGCAUAAGACUUUACACAGGCUGUGGAAAAAUCCCCCUCAAUCUCAAUGUAAAAUGGCAGCUGCUAAGGCAGUUGAUUUGGGAAUCAAGAGGGAGAACAAUAAUCUUCAAUUUGCACAGCUAUAUGGAAUGGCGGAAGCACUUUCGUUUGGUUUUAAGGUUAGCAAAUAUUUGCCGUUUGGGCCAGUAGAGCAGGUCAUACCGUAUCUUCUUCGGCGAGCUGAAGAGAACAAAGGUCUCUUGUCUACUUCAUCCCUCGACAGGCAACUCAUGAGGACCCACAAACAGCACACUGUACUACCACCAAAAGUUAGUCAAUCUCGGCGUUUCAAUCCGGUAAUGGCCGGCCGCACCAUCCACCGCCCAAAACACCUCCUGCGCAGCCUCCCCCUCCUCUCCCGCCGCCCCAAUUCCACCGCCUCGCCCUUUUUCACCCCCGCCGGCCACCAGUUGAACCUCGCCGAGACGACCCCCGAUCCGAAGCCCACCAAGCCGGCUCCGGCCGCCGGGACACCCGUCAACCUCGACGACGCCAAGGAGCUGUUCUCGUCCGUCUCUACCGGGAAGCUGAUCAAGUCGAUCGUGACCCUCCAAGCGGCGUCGAUGAAGGGCGUGGUCGAGCUGGGGUCGACGGUCGUGAAUUCGCGGCUGAUGAAGAGCCCGAUCUCGAGGAAGAUGCUGCUGGAGUCAAUCGAGCACACGUUCUACGAUCAUUUCUGCGGGGGGAAGGAUUUGGGGGAGGCGGAUCGGAUCGUGAAGAGGCUCUGGGAUUCGGGGCUCAUGGCUAUGCUGGAUUACGGGCUGGAGCACGCGACUGAUAACGGGGCGUGCGAUCGAAAUUUGGAUGAGUUUGUUCAGACGAUUGAGUCGGCUAAGCAUUUGGGAGCUUCCCCUGUCAGUUUUGUAGUAAUCAAGAUUACCGCCAUCUGUCCUCCGCGUUUGCUCAACAGAAUAAGCGAUUUCCUGAGAUGGGCCCACAAGGACAAGUCCCUGCAACUCCCAUGGAAGCUCGAAACCUUACCCAUAUUUGCCGAAUCCAGCCCUCUUUACCACACCCUGAAAAAACCCGACCCGUUAACCCUGGAUGAAGAGCAUGACCUCGAGCUGGCCUAUGGCCGGCUAAUGAAAAUCUGCAAACACAGUUGGGAGGGAAAAGUGCCGGUCGUGAUCGAUGCCGAGGACACCUCGAUCCAGCCAGCAAUCGAUUACUUUACUUACUCGGCUGCCAUUAAAUACCGUUCGGAUGAAAACCCGCUGAUUUUCAAUACGAUCCAGGCUUACUUGAGGGAUGCUCGAGACAGAAUGGUGAUGGCAAAACGGGCUGCGGACUCAAUGGGAGUGCCUGUAGGGUUCAAGCUGGUCCGUGGGGCCUACAUGACGAGCGAGAGGCGAUUGGCUUCCAUGCUUGGAGUGAGGUCACCCAUACACGACACGAUCGAGGAUACUCACGCGUGUUUCGAUGAAUGUGCGGCUUUUAUGCUGGAGGAGAUUGCUCGGGGGUCGGGUUCGGUUGUGCUUGCCACUCAUAAUCUCGAAUCUGGUAAAAUGGCGGCUGCUAAGGCAGUUGAUUUGGGAAUCAAAAGGGAGAACAAUAAUCUUCAAUUCGCUCAGCUAUAUGGAAUGGCGGAAGCACUUUCGUUUGGUCUGAAAAACGCAGGUUUUAAGGUUAGCAAAUAUUUGCCGUUUGGGCCAGUUGAGCAGGUCAUACCUUAUCUUCUUCGGCGAGCUGAAGAGAACAAAGGUCUCUUGUCUACUUCAUCUCUCGACAGGCAACUCAUGAGGAAGGAGAUCUUAAGGAGAAUUAAAUCAUAAAUCAAAUAAGGAAUCUUGGAGGAAAAGAAAGUAUCCAGUUUCAGUCAAUGCAAAUACUCUUUAAGAGUUGGAAAAUGCAGAAAUUGUAUGUGGGUCUAAAAGACAAUGAGAUUUUGUUGUCUCAAGAAGUCCCAUUAGUUAAGCCAUAUUGAUUAGGUAAUUGUCAAGAUUCUUUCAGCCCAUCAGGGAAUUUUGUUUGAGGCAUUGUUAAGUUUGAUGCAAAUUGUCUGUUUCAAUUUUGCAAGUGUGUUCUUUGGAUUCUUUGAAUGAGUUUAGCAAUUUUAAAUGGAAAAUAUAACUAUUUC